CAAGACGUGCGCAUCUUCGUGUCGAUAUGCGCGUGGUCCGAUGCCUCGAGGGCCAUAGAUUCGUUCGAAGUUUUUAAGAAAUUUCCCAGUUUUACUUUCCGAGAGGUAGAAGCUUCCCCGAAAAGUCCUUCGUCUGAAAACGCGGGUUAACAUUUAUCCAAAAUCGUUUUACAACUGGACAAUCAUCUCGCAGAUCGUCGAGUCAGGGUGUAUCGUUGAUGCCACCAUGUAUAGUUUCUGCUUGGGUUUAUCGAGAUAUGAAGAAACGUUGGGUAAACCUUACGAACAAACGAAACGGUAUUUUCGACGUAUCUUCGUGCUAGAAGGGCUGACGGUCGGCUCUACAAUAUAACGCGAUGGGGGCUGGUGGGGGAUUUGAGUGAAGACAGGAAGGUGGCGAGUGACUAGAUACAGUUGAUAAGAGUAGCGAUGGACGUCUUAAAGUCACGCAUACAGAAGCGCAUCGCUACGUCUCUUCGGAUCUGCGAAGUGGGGAUCCAGAGUUCCUAGAUCCUCAAUACGUUUUCUCAACCGAAGGACUGACUGUCCCUCAGUCGAGAAGGAAUAUUGGUAGUUUUCGGAUGCGAAUUCAUAUAAAGAGUUUCGAUCGGCGAUUAAAUCGUUAAUUAGGUAAAGCGUGUCUCGGCGGUGGCGCAGGAGACCGUUUGUCGUUCGUUUAAUUUGGAAGCGUUUAGCCAAACGGUGGGUGGCAGUGAUCGUGCUCCGUUUAACAUCAUGCAUACCUCCGACAGGCGUGAGAUAUACAUAUAUAGGUGCCAGUAUGAAGCAGCGUAAAUAAACGACAAAGAAGACUUUAUUAUUGUAGCCUCUCCCGCUUGAUAGAACGGCAGUCGAGCGUAAUUUAUUCCCGAGGCUGGCGUGACUUUUUAUAAAUUCAACUAACGGGGUUCGCUGCUGAUUUCAGCGAUUACGCAACAUGUGAAUUAGACACUUCCUUACGCGGAAGUGACGAUAACAGAGGGACAAAAAAGGGGAGCAAAAAAAACAAUAACUAUCGUCAAUCUUUUAUCAGAGAUAUUGUAGAUUUCUCGAAUAAUGGAAGACCUUGCGGGGGUUGACGGCUGACGGUUCUUCCAACGAUGUUUUCAACGCGCUUCGAAUCGUCCAGGUAAUCUAUAGAAAAAGGGAAUCGAGAUAUAGAAGAAUAGAGGAAAGUCUUUCAACUAUUGCGAUAUCGGCGGAAGUAAUACCACCAUGAAAAACUCGAAUAAUAAUUCGAACCACGAGAGAAACGGCCCCGAACAUCUCAACCUGUUGAGAGUACCCUCGUCGCCGUCUACUACGCCAACCACUCCUAACCGAGCCCUCGAAGAUGUCUUCAGAGAAAUGCCGAUCACCGAGGAAACCGCCUGCGGUAUAUGGUUUUUCAAGGGUCCGAAUUUACAAAAAUUCGCUAACAAAAAGGCCUACGUAUUUCUCUACGGUGUUCUUGGCUGUAUAUUUUCUGCCAGCUACGCGUACUUCAACGGGACGAUUACCACCAUAGAAAAGAGAUUCAAAAUUCCUUCGAAGACUACAGGGUUAAUUACCGUGGGCAAUGAUAUUUCCCAACUGUUUGUGUCCGUCAUACUUUCAUACUACGCGGGUCGAGGUCACAGGCCCAGAUGGAUCGCCGUGGGCAUAUACACGGUCGUUGUUUUUUGCUGCUUGACGAUGCUUCCUCACUUCAUGUACGGUCCCGGCGAAGACGCGCUCCUAUUAACCAAAGAAUACGGUCCGUUGGAGUCGAGAAACUCAACGGUGUUCAUGGACAAGCAACGUAAAGACUUGUGUCUGGGUAAAGAGGGUCGUGGAGCGGAGUGCGAAGAAGCUGAGGGUAACUUCGCGCCCCAGGUGCUUCUUUUCAUGGCGCAGCUGAUCUCCGGGGUCGGUGGUUCCCUCCAUUACACACUCGGCGUAUCCUACAUGGACGACAACAUAAAAAAAUCAAAGACUCCCGCCCUCAUUAGUUUUUCAUAUUUUCUCCGGAUGCUCGGUCCAGCGAUAGGCUACGGCCUCGCGUCUUUCGCUUUAAAAUUUUACAUCAGUCCAACCCUGACCCCGACUAUCACGACGCAGGACCCCAGAUGGCUGGGAGCCUGGUGGCUCGGCUGGAUUAUCCUCGCUAUCCUACUCUUCAUAUUUGCCAGCGUGAUCGCACUGUUUCCGAAAACUCUUCCGCGCGCCGCGGCACGGAAGGCUCUCGCCCUGGAAAAAAGCAAGUCUUCGGCGAGCUUCCCGAACGAUCCGGAGCCGGAGCUUCCGACCUCGAUUUCCGAUAUGAUGAAGACCUUCAAACGACUCCUCACAAACACUACUCUGAUGUGCAACAAUCUUGCCACCGUAUUUUACUUCUUUGGCUACAUGCCCUACUGGAUCUUUAUGCCCAAGUACAUCGAAACUCAGUACAAACAGUCGGCAUCGAUCGCCUCUUUGAUCACCGGUACCGUUGGCCUCGUGUUCAGCGCCUUUGGAAUCCUUCUCUCCGGACUCGUAAUAUCGAAGUACAAGCCCAAGGCCAGAUACCUUGCCGCGUGGAACGUGAUAGUCGGUGCUAUAUCCGUAAUGGGGAUGGUUUCCUACGCAUUUUUGGGUUGUCCGGCCAACGACAGUCAAAUAUCGGUCCUUCCGAACGGCGAACUUCGCACCGAGUUGUCCUGCAAUGAGCAAUGCGCUUGCGAUUACGUCACGUACAAUCCUGUGUGCUCCGAGGAUGGUCAUACCUACAUAUCAGCCUGUCACGCUGGCUGUAAGAACCUACAGGUGGCUGAAAAUGGCAGCAAAAUUUUUACGGAAUGUAGCUGCGUGAAGCCCCAAGUAUCGCAGGUAUUAUCGCUCGUGCUUCCCUCGAAUAUGACAAUGACUUCGGAUGUUUCGCUUCUUGAAACGACAACGAACGCUGCGAUUGCGCCAACUUUGGGAACCGCUCUUCCUGGCUCCUGUUCGGUCGACUGCAUGCACAAGUUCUACAUCUUCCUGGCUGUCGUUUGUCUUUUGAAGUUCAGCGGGGCCACGGGGAGAGCCUCCAACUUCCUUGUCUCCGUUAGAUGCGUUGAGGAGAAAGACAAAACGGUCGCCAUGGGAUUCGGUCUGACGAUAAUGAGUCUUUUCGCUUUUAUACCGUCACCUAUACUCUUUGGCUUUAUUAUGGAUAGUACUUGCCUUGUCUGGGGUAAAACAUGUUCAGGAACCGGAAACUGUUGGCUUUACAAUGGAGAAGCUUUACGAUAUCUGUUAAAUUUCACUGCUGCAAGCUUUGUAACAAUUGGCACAAUAUUCGAUGUGGGGGUGUGGUACUUUGUCAAGGACGUGAAAAUCUUCGACGAAGAGAUCGAGCUGGACGAUAUAGCGGAAGAUACCGCGGAUGCUAUGUGAAAAUCGGCAGCCGUAUAUGUAAAAACAAGAAAAAAAAAAAAAAAGCAAUAUUCAUCGUCAAAACGAGACUUCCAAAGUACCUUAAGCAUCUCCUUAGAUAUUUAUAUAAUUAAAUUAUACGUCGAACGUACGAACAUUUCAGUCGGUCGAGUACCAGAAGUAUAUUUUCCUACGUAGAUUGGCGUCAUUAUUAUUACUAUAUAAUCUAACGUGGUAUAAAAAGUUAUCGUUUACUCUACCCAGCACCAUAUACAAUCACGUUAAUUAGAACCGCGGGAGUCAAAUAAAAAGUCAAAACCUUACGCCGCGCCAUUUCCGUUCAGAAAUCACGACAGUUUCACGCUGUUUUACAGGAUUUAUAAAUAUUGUAUGAUAUGAGCGUAGGAUUAAAUAGGUUACACAGUUUUAACAUACUAGCUAUAAUACAUUCUAGCAUUUUAUUGAAUAAAUAUAUAAAAUAAUA
This is a messenger RNA of Athalia rosae (coleseed sawfly), 3838 nucleotides long. It is a transcript of the gene Oatp58Dc, whose product is annotated as solute carrier organic anion transporter family member 74D. Gene Ontology annotation, cellular component: membrane. The transcript has 6 exons. Lineage: Eukaryota; Metazoa; Arthropoda; Insecta; Hymenoptera; Athaliidae. Gene Ontology annotation, molecular function: protein binding. The coding region runs from base 1216 to 3375 and encodes 719 amino acids. Gene Ontology annotation, biological process: transmembrane transport; sodium-independent organic anion transport. The record is from RefSeq and is a predicted model, not a curated record.